AUGGGCCUUGACUUCUGUUCAGCACCUGCAACCUCUGUUGAUGCAAAGAGAGCAUUUUCUCAUAGACAUCAUCAAAUUAAUUUUAUGCAACAUAAUAUAGCUUCAAAUACUUUUAUUGCUCAAAUGGCUGUUGGAUCUUGGAAUGAUACCCUACUUUUUUCUAAUAUUAAUAAUGCUUUUUCAAUUCUUGAAGCUAAAACAUCUCAAACUACUGGUUCUUAA
Fomitiporia mediterranea MF3/22 is the source of this 222-nucleotide messenger RNA. RefSeq lists its product as uncharacterized. NCBI's taxonomy places the organism in Eukaryota, Fungi, Basidiomycota, Agaricomycetes, Hymenochaetales, Hymenochaetaceae. The record is from RefSeq and is a predicted model, not a curated record. Bases 1 to 222 code for a protein of 73 amino acids. The transcript has 2 exons.